CUAGGGGGUGCGUCAGGGAAUCUGUGCAAUCUGGCAACACGCCAGCAACUUGUAGUCGAACCCGCGCAGCCUGAUCUCACGGCUCAGCAAUCGGCCGCCGGGUUUCUAGAGAUCUGGUAUUUCUUUUGCCCCAAUUGCAAUCCUUCUACUCUCUAAUUUAGCGUCACCAAACCACUCGAUUCGCGGGACUUUGCGCGUGGCAAUCGUCGCUUCCCCUCGGCCUCUGCUUUGCUCCUACCACCUACCACCUACCACCUACCACUUACUCGUCACCUCUGUCCGCCUGCCAUCCGCCCGCCAUGGUUCGGCUGAGGGAGAUUCCGCGGACGGCGGCCUUUGCCUGGUCUCCCGGCGCCAACCCGCUUCUCGUUACGGGCACCCGGUCGGGCGCCGUCGAUGCCGACUUCUCGGACGAGACCAAGCUCGAGCUAUGGGACCUCAAGCUCGACAGCUCUGACCAGGGUCUCGAGCUCCAGCCCCUGACUAGCAUUACUACCGAAUCUAGGUUCUACGAUAUCGCAUGGGGCCUGCCCAGUGCCGAACAUCCCCGGGGCGUUAUUGCUGGCGCCAUGGAGAACGGACUGCUCGAAUUGUGGGAUGCCGCAAAGCUCAUCGCCGGCGAAGACGCACUCAUGUCGCGCACUGCAAAGCACACGGGCCCCAUCAAGUCGCUGCAGUUCAACCCGCUGAGGCCCCAGGUCCUUGCCACGGCAGGCGCCAAAGGCGAGCUAUUUAUCUGGGACAUCAACGACCCUUCGAUAGCCUUCCGCCUAGGCACCGCCGCGGCCCAUGAUCUCGAAUGCGUAGCCUGGAACCGGAAGGUCGCAAACAUUCUGGCAACCGGCAGCGCGGGAGGGUUCGUUACGGUCUGGGACUUGAAGACGAAGAAGGCCUCCCUGACUUUGAACAACAACCGGAAGCCUGUCAGCGCUAUUGCCUGGGACCCCAACAACUCGACAAAUCUCUUGACGGCCACUUCCGACGACAACACCCCCGUCGUCCUUCUCUGGAACCUCAGGAACUCGCAGGCGCCCGAGAGGACCCUCCAGGGCCAUGACCAGGGCGUGCUUUCGCUGUCGUGGUGUCAACAAGACCCUGGUUUGUUGAUAUCGUGCGGAAAGGACAACCGAGCCCUGGUGUGGAAUCCACAGACGGGCGAGCGUUAUGGGGAGUUUCCAGAGGCAACCAACUGGACCUUCUCUACGCGCUUCAACCCCGACAACCCGGAUUUAACGGCUACCGCGUCGUUUGAUGGCAAGAUCACAAUCCAGACGCUGCAGAAUACCAAUCCUUCAGCCUCGCCGGCAGCUCAGAACAACCUUGAUGAUGAUGAUUUCUUCUCCAAGGCCCCGACUCAGCUUCAGGUGGCAUCCUUUUCUCUUGCGAGGCCACCAGCUUGGCUGGAGCGUCCUGUCGGUGUCUCCUUCGGCUAUGGCGGCAAGCUUGUUAUAUUCAAAAAGAACGACACAGCUCCUGGUCAACCGCGGUCUUCGAAGAUUCAAAUAUCAGGGUUCUCUGUUGACUCGGACAUUGGCUCAGCCACCGAGGCCUUUGAAGCAGCGUUCAAGACUGGAGACAUCGCCAGCAUCUGCAAGACUCAUCGGCAGAACGCGAAGACUGAAGAAGAGAAGGCUGAAUGGCAGGUGUUGCAAACGCUGAGCGGUUCGGAUGGGCGCACCAAGAUCGUGGAGUACCUCGGGUUUUCCAAAGACGAGGACCCACCUAACGGCGCCGAGGAAUCCGAGGCCCCCGAAGCCACGGUGACCGAGACUAAGGAACCCGAGCCAUCUUCGCUGUUGCAGCCCAACGGGGCUGCGUCGCCCAAGAAGCAUAAGCGGGUGACGAGCAUGUGGGGUGAUGCCGACGAUGGCGAUGAUUUCCUGUCUGACCUUGCCUCCACGAAGGGAGCGAAGACCGACAAGCCCUUUCACAUCUUGGGUGAGGGAAAUACUGGUCUCGAAGAUCAAAUCACCAAGGCCAUCAUUCUUGGUAAUUUCGACAAGGCCGUUGAUAUUUGCUUAAAGGAGGGGAGGGUGGCGGACGCUUUUAUUCUUGCCAACUGCGGCAGCAAGGAUCUUGUGGAGAAGGUGCAAACGGCAUAUCUUGCGGAAAAGCAGGGGAGCCCAAGCUACCUGCGACUCAUCAGCUCCAUUGUGGCCAAGAACCUCUGGGAUGUCGUGCACAAUGCCGGUCUCUCGAGUUGGAAGGAGACUAUGGUCACGCUGUGCACGUUUGCCGACCCGUCAGAGUUUCCCGAUCUUUGCGAGGCCCUGGGCGACAGGAUCUACGAGUCGGGUUCCAGAAAAGAUGCGUCUUUCUGCUUCCUCGUCGGGUCCAAGUUAGAGAAGGUUGUGGGCAUCUGGAUCGCCGAGUUCGAGGAGGCAGAACAGGCGGGCAUGAAAGAGUCUGGCGACGACUCGACCUUCUCGGUCCACGCCAGAUCGCUACAGCAGUUUAUCGAAAAAGUCACCGUCUUCCGUCAUGUGACCAAGUUUGCCGACGAUGAGAAAAACCUCACCAGCGGGUGGAAACUUGCGGCUCUGUAUGACAAGUAUACCGAGUACGCGGAUGUCGUGGCUGCUCAUGGGCAACUCGCCAUUGCACAGAAAUAUCUCGACCUCCUCCCAAACAACUUCCCAGCGGCUGAAGUCGCCCGAAACCGUGUCAGGCUCGCCUCCCAGAAGGCCGCUCCUCAGGUCGCGACCCGGCAGCCUGCGGCCACCCGACAGCCGGCACCAUCCGCCCGAUCCUCGUCUCGUGCAACACAUGCUGCCUAUCAACCCCCGGCAGCUGUUGCUCCUGUUGGGCCGAGCCCUCUGAACCCUUACGCUCAGACUGCUCAGCCUCAAGCCUCUGCUCCUGUGGCUAAUCCAUAUGCGCCUUUGAAUGCAGGGCAAUAUCAGCCCCAAGGGUUAUCAGCGUAUGCUCCUCCCGGAUAUGCGCCCUCUCCCCCGUCAGUUGGAAGUUAUGCACCUCCCCAAACAUAUCAGUCGCCCAACCUGCAUGGGGCGCCUCCACCUCCUCGAAGCGUGGGUCCGCCGCCAAAGGUCAACAAGGACGUGGGUAACUGGAACGAUGUCCCGGUCGUCUCAAAACCCCCUCCGGUCCGCAGAAGCACCCCAAGCGUUGUGCCAGUAAACUCGCCCUUCUCUGGACAGCCCGGCUUGCAAUCCCCGCUGCUGGCUGGCCCCUAUCAGCGAAGCGUGGCCACACCGCCCCCACCACCUCCCAAGGGGUCUGCGCCUCCUCCCCGGAGUAUGGCAUCCCCGCCUAUGGGCCCCCCGCAGCCCAGCUACCAAGGAGCAAGGCCUUCGUCGGUAGCAUCUAAUACUGCGCCAAAUCCGUAUGCGCCUCAGGGCGGGCUAGGCUCUGGCUUGCCAAAUACCCUGACGGGACAGGCCGUUCCCAGAACCUCCUCUCCUUAUAACCCUCCGCCCACAGGUACGCCUCCCUCGAGCAGAUAUGCACCCGCGCCCGCGCCACAGCAGUUCAACCAAGGCGUUUCGCCCCAAUCAACUGCUCCUCCGUCAUUUGCCCCUCUAGCUCCUCCCCCCUCCAGCCCGUAUGGUCCGUCUUCCCAGCAGACAGCGACACCUCCACAACAGUACCCGCCGCCGCCUCAAGGCUCUCGGCCCCCUGGGGGUCCUCCGCCGUCUGCAGGACCUCCGGCGGCUGUUAGGUCGCCUGCGAUGUCGUCGCCGUCUGCCCCACCAGCUAGGGAGAGAUACCCUCCCGGGGACCGGUCACACAUCCCUCCUGAUGCGCAGGAGCUAGUAGGGAUUUUCAGUGCGGAUAUGCAGCGGGUGGCGUCCAAGGCUCCUGCGUCGUUUGCUCCUCAAGUAAAGGACACGCAGAAGAGACUUGGUCUCCUAUUUGACCACCUCAACAACGAAGAGCUGGUCAAGAAGGAGACGAUUGACCAGCUAACCCAGCUGGCGGGGGCACUCUCGGCCAGGGAGUAUGACGCGGCACACCGCAUGCAGGUGGAAAUACAACGCGAUAGAACAGAAGAGUGUGGGCAGUGGAUGGUUGGAGUUAAACGUCUGAUUACCAUGAGCAAGGCCACACCGUGAGCGCGAAGGGCAGAGUGUAGCAUGCAUAGUAAUUAGUUCCUAGAAGAAUGUAAUCAUGCCGCAGCAGAAAUGGGCAAGGUAGAAUUAUCAGUCGAUGCGAUUCUUUCCCGGCCCGCCUCUUGGAGUUGCGAUGCAUGAGUGUAUUCCGUAGACAAGUGUAGUAUAAUAGUUGAAAAUCUUGUCCUCUAAUCAAGAAAGAUAAACUAGAGAAUGGAGUGACUGCUUCUCCUGGCAUUUAAGCUUGUCGGGUCUUGCCUUUCUUGUGAUGCGGCAGCGUGUGUUGUCCUUCUCUUGCCACACGUUUGUUGUUGAUUGGGAAAGGGGAAGGGGUCAAGGUUUUAUUGUGGGGUUUUGGAUAGGUCAGCGAGUCCCGAUUAGAUAAGGGAUUAGCAGUGUGGUUGUCACUCUUGCAGCGUAAAUUAUCAAACCACCA
Molecule: messenger RNA, 4506 nt
Organism: Lasiosphaeria miniovina
Lineage: Eukaryota; Fungi; Ascomycota; Sordariomycetes; Sordariales; Lasiosphaeriaceae
Exons: 3
Coding region: 300-4073 (1257 amino acids)
Biological process (GO): COPII-coated vesicle cargo loading; intracellular protein transport; endoplasmic reticulum to Golgi vesicle-mediated transport
Cellular component (GO): COPII vesicle coat; endoplasmic reticulum exit site
Molecular function (GO): structural molecule activity; protein binding
Source: RefSeq, a predicted model, not a curated record